Molecule: messenger RNA, 822 nt
Organism: Rubroshorea leprosula
Lineage: Eukaryota; Viridiplantae; Streptophyta; Magnoliopsida; Malvales; Dipterocarpaceae
Source: the annotation of a GenBank genome assembly
AGGCUUGCUUGCAUCCUUCUCUCUCCUCCAAAAACCCUUACCUCACUCAAGAAUUCAGCUUGACUUGAUCUGCUGACUGCUGCAAUGGACGGACACUCUUCUCACCGAACCGCUCCUGCAGCUCUCAAACUCCGUCGCCGUCGCACUCAGCCUCCGCCUCUGCCACCUCUUCUGUCCACAACCGCAAGCUGGCCGCAGCUGCAUCUGAGGACCACGCGCUCCCUUCCUCCUUCCCUCCCUCAUCCUUCUCGGCUGACACUCAUGAUGGUGCGCUGACAUCAAUCGACGACCUGGAGAGCAUUUCCGCUCGCGGAGCUGAUCCUGAUUCGGAUGCCGAUGACUCAGAGGACGCCGUUGUAGAAGAUGAUGAGGAUGAAUUCGAUCACGAUAAUGAUUCCUCCAUUAGAAACUUCACUGCUGCUCGUCUCGAGUCUGGCCCUGCUCGGAAGAACAAGAUCAAGACUGAGAGCUCAAAUGUUAAAAUUGAGAAUGCUGAUGGCAGGAAGCAUGGUGGAGGCCCCGGGUCAGUUUCAGUACUGACCACGGGUUCCGCAGCAGCAGCAGCAGCAGCAGCUAACUCAGUGUCCGGAAUGGCUGUGAAGGAAGACUCAGUGAAGAUAUUUACCGAGAAUAUACAGACCAGUGAAGCUUAUAUUGCCAGAGAGGAGAGCUUGAGAAACGAGAUUAAUUCUCUUUAUAAAACUGUGCUUGUGUGCCAUCAAGUUAGUUUAGUUGUAAUGAACCAGCAUUAUGCACUACAUGGUGUCGUUCUCGAAGGCUUUACAAUUUCUUCUGUAGUUUGAAUAGAUUUCUUGUGGCUGA